This is a messenger RNA of Elaeis guineensis (African oil palm), 3648 nucleotides long. RefSeq names its product protein STABILIZED1. Gene Ontology annotation, biological process: positive regulation of primary miRNA processing; gene silencing by siRNA-directed DNA methylation; spliceosomal tri-snRNP complex assembly. Gene Ontology annotation, molecular function: protein binding. The record is from RefSeq and is a predicted model, not a curated record. NCBI's taxonomy places the organism in Eukaryota, Viridiplantae, Streptophyta, Magnoliopsida, Arecales, Arecaceae. Gene Ontology annotation, cellular component: catalytic step 2 spliceosome; U4/U6 x U5 tri-snRNP complex.
GUACAUUCCCGUCCAGUAGGUCAUCUCCGCCCUUUGUCCCCAAGGUGUUUGAGUCCCGCGACCAUGGUCUUUGUACGAACCCUAGACUGCAAAACCCUAGCCCUCGACCUAAACAUUAAUUCCACCUCCCUCCAUGCCCUCAAGCUCGCCGUCGAGGCCGGAUCCGGCAUCCCCGUCCAUCUCCAGCGUCUCUUUCUCUCUUCCCGGCGCCUCAUCGCCGCCGCCGUCGGCGGCGGUGACGACUCCUCCACCACCCUCGCCGACCUUGCCGUCUGUCCAGACUCUACCCUGACCCUCCACAUCCCCCUCCUCGGCGGCACCCAGACCACCCCGGCCGGCCCGGCAAGGCCUGCCCGCUACGACUUCCUCAACUCCAAGCCACCUCCGAACUACGUCGCCGGGCUUGGCCGUGGCGCCACCGGAUUCACCACCCGGUCCGAUAUCGGUCCGGCCCGCGCCGCCCCGGACCUCCCCGACCGCUCCGCCACCACCAUCGGCGGUGCCGCCGCCCCCGGCAUCGGCCGCGGCCGAGGCAAGGGACCUGGUGGCGAGGAGGAGGAGGAGGAGGAGGAGGCCGACGACAAGGGAUACGAUGAGAACCAGAAGUUUGAUGAGUUCGAGGGGAACGAUGUUGGGCUCUUUGCUUCCGCCGAGUAUGAUGAGGACGACAAGGAGGCGGAUGCUGUGUGGGAAAGCAUCGAUAAGAGGAUGGAUUCGAGAAGGAAGGAUCGGAGGGAGGCGAGGCUGAAGCAGGAGAUCGAGAAGUACCGUGCUUCAAACCCUAAGAUCACGGAGCAGUUUGCCGACCUCAAGAGGAAGCUAGCUGAUCUGACCCCAGACCAGUGGGAAAGCAUCCCUGAGAUUGGGGAUUACUCGCUCAGGAACAAGAAGAAGCGGUUCGAGAGCUUCGUGCCGGUGCCGGACACCCUCCUGGAGAAGGCAAGGCAGGAGCAGGAGCACGUCACUGCCUUGGACCCCAAGAGCCGAGCAGUUGGGGGGACGGAGACUCCGUGGUCACAGACUCCGGUGACUGAUCUCACAGCCGUUGGAGAAGGAAGGGGCACAGUGCUUUCUUUGAAGCUGGAUCGCUUGUCUGACUCUGUUUCAGGACUUACUGUCGUCGAUCCAAAGGGUUACCUGACUGAUCUCAAGAGUAUGAAGAUCACGAGUGAUGCUGAGAUUUCUGAUAUCAAGAAGGCGAGACUGUUGCUUAAGUCGGUGACCCAGACAAACCCCAAGCACCCGCCGGGAUGGAUUGCAGCUGCCAGGCUGGAGGAGGUUGCGGGGAAGAUCCAGGCAGCAAGGCAGUUGAUUCAGAAGGGGUGUGAAGAAUGCCCCAAGAACGAGGAUGUCUGGUUGGAAGCUUGUAGGUUGGCAAGCCCGGAUGAAGCGAAGGCAGUGAUUGCAAAAGGUGUGAAGGCUAUUCCGAACUCAGUGAAGCUAUGGUUGCAGGCUGCGAAAUUGGAGCAGAAUGAUGUGAACCGCAGCAGAGUGUUGAGGAAAGGGUUGGAGUACAUCCCUGAUUCUGUGAGGUUGUGGAAGGCUGUUGUGGAGUUGGCAAACGAGGAGGAUGCAAGAGUUUUGCUCCAUAGGGCUGUGGAGUGCUGUCCGCUUCAUGUUGAGAUGUGGCUUGCACUCGCAAGGCUGGAAACCUAUGAGCAGGCGAAGAAGGUGCUCAACAAGGCAAGGGAGAAGCUUUCGAAGGAGCCUGCAAUUUGGAUCACUGCUGCAAAGCUUGAGGAAGCUAAUGGUAAUAUUGCAUCAGUUGGGAAGGUAAUCGAGAGAGGUAUAAGGUCUUUGCAGAGAGAAGGUGUGGAGAUUGACAGAGAAGCUUGGAUGAAGGAAGCAGAAGCUGCUGAACGAGCUGGGUCCAUUGCAACUUGUCAGGCUAUCAUUCAUCAUACAAUUGGCGUUGGGGUGGAGGAAGAAGAUAGGAAGAGGACAUGGGUUGCGGAUGCUGAGGAGUGCAAGAAGCGUGGUUCAAUUGAGACAGCUCGGGCCAUCUAUGCACAUGCACUUACAGUGUUCCUAACCAAGAAGAGUAUUUGGCUUAAGGCAGCCCAGCUUGAGAAGAGCCAUGGGACUAGGGAAUCUCUCGAUGCCCUCCUAAGGAGGGCAGUCACUUAUAGGCCACAGGCUGAGGUACUAUGGCUGAUGGGUGCGAAAGAGAAGUGGCUGGCGGGGGAUGUUCCUGCAGCUCGAGCAAUUCUUCAGGAAGCAUAUGCUGCAAUUCCCAAUUCGGAGGAGAUUUGGCUUGCUGCAUUCAAGCUUGAGUUUGAGAACCAUGAGCCAGAGAGAGCAAGAAUGCUUCUAGCUAAAGCCCGAGAGAGAGGAGGAACUGAGAGGGUGUGGAUGAAGUCUGCUAUUGUCGAGAGGGAAUUAGGGAACAUGGCAGAGGAAAGGAGGCUGCUGGGGGAAGGAUUGAAGUUAUUCCCUUCAUUUUUCAAGUUGUGGCUAAUGCUUGGUCAGAUGGAGGAACGACUUGGUCAAGGAGAACAGGCAAAGGAAGCUUAUGAAAAUGGCCUGAAACACUGCCCCAAUUGCAUCCCUCUUUGGCUCUCGCUUGCUAACCUAGAGGAAAGGAUGAAUGGUCUGAGCAAAGCUCGUGCUGUUCUUACUAUGGCUAGAAAGAAGAAUCCUCAGAGCCCAGAACUUUGGCUUGCAGCUAUCCGUGCUGAAUCCAGACAUGGGAACAAGAAGGAAGCAGAUACCUUGAUGGCAAAAGCAUUGCAGGAAUGUCCAACAAGUGGAAUCUUGUGGGCUGCUUCCAUUGAGAUGGUUCCACGGCCUCAACGCAAAUCAAAAAGUGCUGAUGCUCUUAAACGGUGUGAUCAUGAUCCACAUGUUAUUGCAGCUGUGGCCAAACUCUUUUGGUAUGAUAGGAAGGUGGACAAGGCAAGGAACUGGUUCAACAGGGCAGUUACUCUUGCUCCUGACAUUGGAGACUUCUGGGCCUUGUACUACAAAUUUGAACUUCAACAUGGUACUGAGGAACAGCAAAAGGAUGUCCUGAAAAGAUGCAUUUCUGCGGAGCCAAAGCAUGGUGAGAGAUGGCAGGCAAUCUCCAAGGCUGUGGAGAAUUCCCACCUGCCAAUUGAAGCCCUUCUUAAGAAAGCAGUGGUUGCUCUGGGUAAAGAAGAGAUCUCUACCACCACUGAUGGCAUCAAGUCCUAAAUUUUGUAAUGCAGCAGAAGAAACUUCAUAAGCUCCAUCUUGAAGGGAAGAAUUCAAAACAUUUCGAGCCUCCUCUUUCCUACCCUGGAUCUUAUUCAGUCCUCUUAGGUAUCAGGGGAACCAGGCUCCUUGUGUACAUUUAAAGCUGAGAACAUCUUGCCAAAGUCAAGCUAAGUUGCCAAAGACAUCCCAUAUGGGUCUUCAGGUUGGAUUGUAUUGCUUAAGCAUCUAGGUAAUCAGGUUCACUUUUCAGUUUUUGUAUUGGAAUGUCGGUGUCUGUUGUUAAUUGUUGUAUAUGCAAUGUUUAUGAGAACAUGACAUAAUGAAACUUUUUGAAAUAUUUAAUGAUGUGUUAAGAUUGUAACUUUUAAGGAAUUGCAAUUUAACAAGUUACAUCGUUUGAUUAUUAAUCCUCUACUUGUUGGACCUCCAAAGUCUUUUAUGUACUUUCAUCUAAAUGCUUUGGUUAAAAAA